UGGGGAAUGGCGAUCCGGAUUCGCCCGCCGACUUGUACGUCGGAUCCUACGGCCAACUGGUCUCAGCGACCAACAACCUAAUCGGCUCGGCAGUCGAUGACUCCUCCACCGCGCCGGACAUCACGUCACAGGUUGGAUUCAGCACGAAGGAGUUUCGCAUAGCGGACCUCGCUUUCAACGGAGGGCCAACGAGAACGCACGCUCUCCUUCCAGGGAGCAUCGCCAUCGACGCCGGGAGCAUCGCGUAUGACUACAGCGAUGCGACCGACCAACGUGGCGUCGGGUUCCCGCGCGUGCUCGGCGAGGCUAUCGACUUCGGCGCUCUCGAGGCGGACGCUCCGAUCGUCGUCACGACGCUCUCAGAUGAACCGUCGAUCGGUCAGCUGACCCUUCGCGAAGCGAUCGCCCAAGCAUCGGCCAACCAAGUUAUCACGUUCGCACCCUGGCUGAACGGCGGCGUCCUCUCGCUCAGCGCGCAGAGCGACCUGGUCAUCGAAAAGACGCUGACCAUCGACGCGAGCAGCCUCGAUCAAGGCCUGACCAUCCAGGCCUACGACCCCGACCGCCUGGAACUGGGUUACCAGUUGUUCAACGCCAACGGCGGACGGGUUUUUUACGUUAAAGGCAGGGACGUCGACUUGACGUUGCGAGGUCUGACGCUCAGCGGUGGCGACACCUGGUCCGACGGCGGGGCGAUCUACUCGCUCGGCGCCUCCCUGACGCUCGAUCACGUCGAAGUAAGCCACAACGCCUCGCCUCGAGCGCCGGGCUACGAGAUCAUCGGCAAUACCGGGUUCGUCGAUUAUCCCCGCGACGACCCCAUGAACUUCGCCCCGAUCUUCGGAGAGUACCAGACGGCCGCGCGUGGCGGCGGCGUUUUCUCGACCGGCGACUUGACGAUUAUCGAUUCGCUUUUCGUCAACAAUGCGAUCUUUAACAUCUUCGCUGGCGACAUCUACACGAUGGGCAACCUCAUCAUCGAGGGCAGCCGCUUCGAGACCACGCCCAUCGACAAGGAUGACAUCACAUCGGGGCUCGCGAUCGGCGUUCCGACCAACGACAACAACCUCGGGCUGGGCGGCAUCUACUCGACCAACGAGCGGCGUGGCCUGCCUAUCACGGUCACGAUCAACGAUGUCGAGUUCGAUACGAGCCGCGGGAUCGCCGUCGAUACGCUCUACUUUGCAGAUCAGACAAAAUUCCCCUCAAGCAUCCGACGUGGCGACGUCGCGCGAUACGAGAUCUCCGAGGUAAGGGGUGGGUUCCUCUAUUUGCCCGACCCCAACAACCAGAUUGCGCCGGAAGAGCGGCCACACCUCCUGUCAGUUCUUCCGGGGGAAUACGAAAGCAUCAGGUUCAAGCACGACGGUUCGGCGACAGUCCCCUCCUUCAAGAUCCGAGUGGUGUUUGACGGCGAUCUCGCCACGGAAUGGUUGCCGAUCUCAGGCACGCUCAAUCAGGAAGGCGCCCAUUCUGGGAGCGGCGGCUUGGACAUCGAUGUCGGAGGAGAAUUUGACCUCGAUGCGGUCUCGUCACUGCUUGACGGCCUGAACAAAAAGAACACGGUCGUCAUCAACAACGUCACGAUGGUCGACUCGAUCGGGCUUAUGGUAGUCGAGCCGCGAGAAAAGCCGGAAGGACUUAAGGAACUCGCUGCGGGUGGGGACGGCUUUAUCCGCUACCCAGCAGGAUCGUUUGUGUUUCUGAACGCCAACGUGUCGGCGCAGAAUCUGACGGUGCACCACGCAUCGACGGCCGGCGCCGCCGUAGCCGUGUUAUGGUCGGACGUGGUCAUCGAUGACAGUCGCUUUCUGCCUCCAGAAGGACUCGACGUGGGCUCCGGAAGCACCGCAGUCCUGGCGAAGGCGAGCCAGCUAACGAUCACUGAUUCCGUUUUCCAAGGCCUCCGCGGGCCCGUGAUCGACGUCGACCUGUGGGGUAAACUGGAACUCAUCCAGAGCACCAUUUUCAAUAUUCAGGGCGACAACGCGAUAAGAGCCGCCGCGAGCUUUACGGAAACGCCCGCAUUCCCGUUCGCUUUCCCUGGAUCAAUACUGAUUCGGGACAGUGUAAUACGCGGCGUAGACAGAGGUAGCGCCUUAGCUGUAUUCGCACCAACCAGUGUCACACCCGAACCCGAAGAGCCGGGCGAAAACUACGAUGAAUUGCCUCCUGAACAAGACAAGCUCGUGCACUUCAGCGUGCGUGAAGUCCUGCCGUUUCAGGUCACGAUUGACGGGUCGACUAUUUCAAACAACCGCACCUAUUACGGUGCCGGAGACGCUCAGACCUCCGGUUUUGGUGGCGCAGGAUUAAAUCUACGGGGUCCACUUGAUGUAUACAUUACGAAUAGCACAAUCUCUGACAACCGUCAGAUAGGAGACUCGCGGGACGGAGGCCCUGUCACUGACUUAAGCUUGCUUGCCGACCCAGACAAUGGGCUUUUCAACGACCUGCAGUACGACGGCGGCUUCGGUGGAGGAAUUGCUGCUGAGUCAAUGCAUCGGCUUCGCAUCGAGAACUCGACGAUAUCAGGGAAUCAAGCCGGAAUCGCGGGCGGCGGAAUUUUCAUCUCCAAUACUGAGCAUCUUGAGCUGAUCAACGCCACCGUAACCGAUAACGAAGCCGGGUACCAAGGUGGUGGUGUGUUUGUCGUCGGUGGUAUUCUUGGUGACAUUGACGAUAGAUAUUACAUACCAACGAAUGACAACGCCGCGACGUUCGUAAAUACGAUCAUCGCCGGGAAUAUCGCCUGGAAUCUGGGUCUCUUUCAUGAUGAUCCAGACCCAUGGGUGAAAACCGCGGACGAGAUCGAUCCAAAUUACGGCGAUGGCAACGGCUAUUUUGCGAUCCAUAGCGAGAAUACGCACGAC
Molecule: messenger RNA, 2873 nt
Organism: Symbiodinium sp. CCMP2456
Lineage: Eukaryota; Dinophyceae; Suessiales; Symbiodiniaceae
Source: the annotation of a GenBank genome assembly